This is a messenger RNA of Euleptes europaea (tarantolino), 3731 nucleotides long. RefSeq names its product protein phosphatase 1 regulatory subunit 12B (gene PPP1R12B). The coding region runs from base 7 to 3105 and encodes 1032 amino acids. Lineage: Eukaryota; Metazoa; Chordata; Lepidosauria; Squamata; Sphaerodactylidae. The transcript has 25 exons. Gene Ontology annotation, cellular component: Z disc; A band; cytoplasm. Gene Ontology annotation, biological process: signal transduction. The record is from RefSeq and is a predicted model, not a curated record. Gene Ontology annotation, molecular function: protein kinase binding; phosphatase regulator activity; enzyme inhibitor activity.
GCCGCCAUGUCGGAGCCCGGCCACCUCGGGGUGAAGCGAGCCGAGUCGGCGAAGCUGCGGCGGGCAGAGCAGCUGAAACGCUGGAAGGGCUCCCUGACCGAGCUGGAGCCGGUGACGCCCGCCCGAAGCCGGCAUCGCGGCGGGCCCCGGGUCCGCUUCGAGGACGGCGCCGUCUUCCUGGCCGCCUGCUCCAGCGGGGACGCCGAGGAGGUGAAGCGGCUGCUGGCCCGCGGAGCCCGCCUCAACACGGCCAACGUGGACGGGCUGACAGCGCUGCACCAGGCCUGUAUAGAUGAAAAUCUGGACAUGGUAAAGUUCCUCGUAGAAUAUGGAGCCAAUGUAAAUCAGCAAGAUAACGAGGGCUGGACCCCACUUCAUGCAGUUGCAUCUUGUGGCUAUCUGAACAUAGCAGAAUACUUAAUAAGUCGUGGGGCUAACGUAGCUGCUGUAAACAGUGAAGGCGAAGUCCCAUCUGACCUUGCAGAGGAAGAAGCCAUGAAGGAUUUGCUGCUGGAACAAGUAAAGAAGCAAGGGACAGAUCUGGAUCAGGCAAGGAAAGCGGAAGAGCAACAAAUGCUGCAGGAUGCACGGCAAUGGCUAAACAGGCGGAAAAUUGAAGAUAGAAAACAUCCCCGAACUGGUGCCACUGCUCUUCACGUAGCCUCAGCUAAGGGCUACUCUGAAGUCAUGAGGCUCUUGAUUCAAGCUGGGCUUGAUGUGAAUGUCCAGGACAACGAUGGCUGGACUCCACUCCAUGCUGCUGCACACUGGGGAGUGAAGGAAGCUUGCUCUAUCUUGACUGAAGCACUCUGUGACAUGGACAUCAGGAACAAGCUGGGUCAAACACCAUUUGAUGUGGCUGAUGAGGGAUUGGUUGAACAUUUAGAGAUGCUGCAGAAGAAGCAGAACAUGCUGCGUAGCGAAGAGACAAGAAACAAGCUAAUUGAAGCUGAUAUGAAUGGCAAACUUCAAAGCGGACUCUUCAGAAACAAAGGGAAGAUUCUUUAUGAGCCAGACACAUUGAAAUCCCUAGACCAUGAAGAGGAGAAUAAAGAGUCCAGUAGCUCCAGCUCUGAGGAGGAAGCUGAGGAAGAUGAUGUUUCAGAAUCAGAUACUGAAAAAGAGGCAGAGAGAAAGGAAGAGUCUGUUGCUAACCACUCCAGUCAUGAGCCCCGAACUCUCAUCACUGAACAAGUGCCACCACCUGAGCAUAACACCUUCACUAUGGCUCCUGUCAGAAAAUUUACUGCUUCUUUGCUCAACAAAUCUGAAGAGCAAAAGGAUGAAUCUCCCUCUUCUUGGAGGCUAAGUCUGCGGAAGACUAGCAGUCAGAACACUCUAAGUGAAGGCACUGCUCCUCGUGAUGCACUGAAAGAUAAGGGUGGUUCUAUCUAUCGCUCUUCUUCAACCCCUCGAAUUUCUGCAUUAUUAGACAAAGAAAAGCAGGACAAGGACAACAAAAUUUAUUUUGCUUCAAUAGCCCCUCGAAGAUUAAAUAGUACUGGAGACAUGGAAGAAAAAGAAAACCGAGAAUCUGCUGUUACCUUGGUACGGAGUGGUUCUUAUACACGGCCACUAUGGAGGGAUGAACCAAAGGGAAAUGAAGCCCCUGCAACUGGUGCACCUUCCACCUAUGUAUCUACCUACAUGAAAAGUUCUUCAUUUGGUAGAAGUAGUGACCUCAGCAGUCCCUACAUUUCAGCCAAUCGCAAUUCAUCUCCUGCUACCUCACCCACUGUCCUUGGUUCACCUACCUCAUUGGGCACAGAGGGUCAACUUGCCUCUUGCCCUGCAUCUGUCAGUUCAAAUACUACAACAUCAGGCCGCCAGUAUACGAGAGCCCCAUACAGGCAGCAAACAGAUCCUGCUGUAGAGAAGAGCGUAGAAAGCAUCUCUUCUAGCAUUCCAUUAAGUGUCAUAACAAAUCUCGCUGUUCCCAGUACUGCCAACGGCGUCACAACUGCCAACUCAACAACUGGAACAGAGUCCUCUACUGGGGAUGCCAGGGAUCGGAGAAGGUCAUAUCUGACUCCUGUGCGGGAUGAAGAAGCAGAAUCCUUAAGAAAAGCAAGAUCCAGACAAGCUCGCCAGACCCGCAGGUCUACGCAGGGUGUAACACUGACAGAUCUUCAGGAGGCAGAAAGAACCUUUAGCCGAUCUCGUACAGAGAGGCAAACUCAGGAACAGCCAAGUGAAAAAUCUGAAAGAACUGAGACAACUGAAGAAAUCAAUGAGAAAGGGGAUGAGACUUCGGCAAGGGAACCCAGGGAGUCUCUCUCACGAUGGAGUAGGAACUUGGAUGAAGAAUCUGUCACUCAUCGAUUGAGGUGUCCAGCGCCAGACAAAGCUACAAGCCCCAUCUCUCCAACAGUAACCCCUUUUCUUUACUCAAGUUCUCAUCUGCCCAGAACAAGUAGAUCUAUAGCUUCAGACUCGGUGAACCCAGCAGACUUUCAAAGCACAUCUGUCGGUGAUAUGGAGAAAAAUGAAUAUGAGGACCAGGAUUUGGAUGACAGGUCUUCAAACAAGCAAUCAGUUCGCGAGAGGAGGCGACCGAAAGAGAGGCGAAGAGGCACAGGCAUCUCUUUUUUUACAAAGGACGAUGAAGAAAUGGGUGGUACUGAGGAGGCAAAGGAGCCCAGGCAUGAAAGACUUUCCAGGUUGGACGCUGCAAGUUCAACUGCUGGCACCAGUGAUAGCUAUGGUGAUCGGCCCUCAGGCCGCAGCAGUGCCUACACCAGGAGAGAGAAUCGCUUGGCCGCCCUCAGCAGCAGAACCGAGGAUGACAGUAGCAGGGAUUAUAAAAAACUGUAUGAGAGUGCCCUGGCUGAAAAUCAAAAGUUGAAGUCAAAACUACAAGAUGCCCAGGUGGAGAUUGUCGAUAUCAAAUCAAAGUUGGACAAAGUAGCACAGCAGAAGCAAGAAAAAACCUCUGACCGUUCAAGCAUGCUUGAAAUGGAAAAGCGGGAAAAACGAGCCCUUGAGCGGAAACUUUCUGAAAUGGAAGAGGAAAUGAAGGUUUUGACAGAUCUGAAAUCAGACAAUCAGCGGCUGAAAGACGAAAAUGGAGCCCUCAUCCGAGUCAUCAGCAAACUCUCAAAAUAGUGCACUGAGCAGAGGAUGAACGUAAAGAGAAGACGUCUGUGCAUAAACUGCCAACCCCACCCAUUUGCUUCUGAUCCUCCAGUUGAAAGAACAUCUGGAAUUUCAGAGAUGGAUCAGUCAGCCACGCCCUCCACUACCUUGCACCUUGCUGGGCUUUCUCAUAUUGCACAGUGUUUGUCCUUUGGCCCCUAAAUGCACACCAUAUCCAGCCACCAAUUUUAAUAUUUUUAGAACAUUGAAAUAAUCCCAUCAUUCAAAGGGACAAAGAAUUGGUUAGUUUCCUCUGAGCUACCCUACCAAUCUGCUGUAAGCCCUAUUUCCGUCCACCAUAACCCAAUGGAAAGAAGCAUCUACUGUAAUAAGUUAUAUAGAAAUGACUAUAUUGUGUUGAUCCAACAUGUCUUAAGGUGGUGGAGUAAAGUAUAGGGAAUGAGACUGAGAAUUGUCUUGAAGAUGUGUUUAGUUUCCUUUCUGGAAUUUGGGAGUCUGCAAUGCUGUGAAUGCCACAGUGACUUAUUUUUUCUGAGAGACUAUGACAACAGUUACUUGGCUUGGAGAUCCAGGUUCUCCAUGUGUUUCAGUAGCUGACUGACUUAUUUAAUGUAAGAUUUUAAAUCUAACUUAAC